AUGGUGGCCACCAGGAGAGGAGUACGCGUGUACUCUCCAACUAAAACAAACUCAGACCAGUCCUCGGAUGUCCCGGCCACUCCUCCCACUGUUCGAAAAACCAGGAGCACCGUUACUCAAGCAGGAAGCCCCACCAAACAUGCCCUGGAGGAGACCAGCAGGCAGCUGGAAAAAAGCGAGGGACGUCCCCAGGUGUCUUCACCCACGCUGAAGAGAUGCACCAGAGCUUCCAGACUCCACAGUCCGGAUCAGCCAUGUACUCCCAUGGGCUCCACCCACGAAGACGUGUCCGAAGUGGAGUCGUGCUGCUCGACCAUGUCCAUGGAAAUACCGAUGACGCGCACCAGGGGGGGGAGGAGACCGCCCGGCGCAGUAAGUCAGGAAGAUGAGGAGGUGUCCGAGGUGGAAUCAUGCUCUUCUGCAGUGUCUGAAUGUAAAGCUGGCCAAAGUGUCCGCCGGAGCACAAGGAGGAAGACGAUCCCUAAAAGCCAAAACUCGGCUCACGUUGAGGCCGGAGACGUCAAGGAGGCAGACUCCCAGAGAGUCACCAGAAGCCAGAGAAAACCAGCUCGCACCGGAUCAUCUGCCAAACCACAAACGGAGGACUCGGAGCUCUCGGAUGCUGAGAGCAGCGUCUCAGCGGUUAGGUCCACCACACGCAGAAGUACACGAUCCAAACGACAAGUGAUCCCCAUCAAUUUAGACGAUGCCUCGGAAAGCUCUCUGUCCCCUGCACCGAGAGCUCGAAGGAGCCUGGCAGCCAGAGGGAAGGCAGCAGCUGCUGUAGACUUCUGCGAGCCCCUGUCUUGUGACUCUGAAGGGUUUGAGUCCGGGCCCACAUACAGUAUGAGGACGCGUAGAAGGGGGAACAAAGCCGGGGACUCUGACUCCUCGGUGGGCAGCCCCGUGUCCACGCGAAGCAGAGGGACUCCCUGCAGCAGCCGCGCAGGCUCAGGGACCAGCACGACUCUGGCCCCCAGGAGUUUAGUCAAGGACUGUAGUAUUGUUAUUAAAAAAGCUGCGGAGCUAGCUGAGGAGGACACUUCUUUAAACGAGUCAAGGCUAGAAACUACAGUGAUAGCUGUGGACGCAGACUGCACGCUGUUGGAGUCAGAUGAGAGCCAAUCAUUGGAAGAAAACGAAGGCGUGAACUGUCCUGAUCUCGAUCCGAUAGAGGCAGAGACACUCGGCGAGGAAAAGGGAGUCAUUGUCAUUUCAGAAGAGGACGCCCCCCGCAGGUCUCCCCUGCUAUCAGACAGCCCUGCUUGUGCUGAGGAAGCUGUGAGUAAACCUGCAGUGACUGUCGGACGCCAGCAGGAGGAGCCGUGUCCUGAGAAUGAGGACGGAGACAUCUCUGAGACGGAGAGGAUGCAGGAAACAAUCCCGCCAUCGGAGCCGUUAAAGCCUUGUCCAUCAGCUACAGUGACAUCAUGUGAGAGUGCUUCUGAAAUCACAGAGGAGGCUGAAGAGAAACAUGAAGCGAUGGAAGUAGCUGAUGUGGACGCCCACACACCACAGGGAGCUGCGGAUGCUGUUGUGGAAACUGGGCCCAGUGAGGAGGAGAAAAUGGAAGUCAGCUCAUUGCAGAGCGAUGCUCAGCAGGUGGUCGACUCCACUGACGUCCAAGUCGAGUCCAUUCAGGUGACAUCCAGCCAGCAACACAAUAUCACAGUGGAAUCUGACACUGAACAGCAACCUAAAGACGUCAUCAUACAGAAUACAAAAAUAAUCAGCCUGCUGGAGAGCAGCGAGGACGAAGACGCUGAAGACACUGAAGACGCAGACGCAGAAGAUGCUGAAGUGGAGGAUUUGGGGGACCAGGAAGAGGAGAAAGCAGGGCCGUCCCAGAGGUCUAAAGCUGCAGCUGCAUCAGUUGAUGGACUGUUUAUGAUUGACACUCGGCCCGGACAGGAAGUUGAUGAACAAUACUACGAAGAGAGGCCAACAGGGGAGGAGAAGAAGGCCACGAAGGAGGAGGGAGUUGAGCAGGAGGAGGAGUUUGUGGACGAGGAGGGGGAUGACGACGAAGAGGACGAAGAUACAGAAAUCCUCUACGCGUGUAGAAAUCCUGAGUUGAAAGAGUUGUCCAGCCGUAUUGACCCUGGCAUCAGGAUGAAGGAGCUCGGGGGUUUGUACAUCAAUUUUGAUGGCAGCAAAUCAAAAGCCGUCUCCAGUUCGCUGCGAAAACUAAAGGAAAAGAAGAUCCAAGAUGAGGUGAUGAAGAAGAGUGUGAUGGGAGCGGACUUUGAAAAGAAGGAUGCAGUGCCUCCGUACAGUGAAUCCCAAAAAGCCGUAAAGUUGAAACGCAGAGUGGAGAAGGCGAAAUCGACAGGAGACGGUUGGUUUAAUAUGAAAGCCCCAGAGAUGUCUCAGGAGCUGAAAGGAGACCUGCAAGUCCUGAAGAUGAGAGGCGCCACGGAUCCCAAGAGGUUCUACAAGAAGAGCGACAGAGAUGGCUUUCCCAAGUAUUUUCAGGUUGGUACGGUGGUGGACAGCGCAGUCGACUUCUAUCAUUCCCGUAUUCCCAAGAAGCAGAGGAAGAGAACCAUGGUGGAGGAGCUGCUCUCUGAUGCUGAGUUCAGACAUAACAACAAAAAGAAGUACCAGCACAUCGUGACGGAGAAAGCCGCACAAGGAGCCGGCAAGAAGAAUAAGAAGAAGAGUAAAUUCCAUAAGAAGUAAAUCUGAAGAACAGACUGGUGGCUUUUCAUACAUAUUGAUAUUAUGGGUUGUUGAAUGAUAUUAAAACAAAUUGCUUAUAUUUACAAUUGAAACCAACCUUCUUUUUUAAUCAAAUGGACCUGUAUCUCCCAAACACUUUACUGCACAGUAAUCAUUGUCUUUCUAAAUAUACAUGCAAAUGAACAUUAAAAUAUUUUCGUUGAUGACUGGUA
Molecule: messenger RNA, 2894 nt
Organism: Cottoperca gobio
Lineage: Eukaryota; Metazoa; Chordata; Actinopteri; Perciformes; Bovichtidae
Gene: dnttip2
Product: deoxynucleotidyltransferase, terminal, interacting protein 2
Exons: 7
Coding region: 1-2682 (893 amino acids)
Biological process (GO): RNA processing
Cellular component (GO): nucleolus
Molecular function (GO): RNA binding
Source: RefSeq, a predicted model, not a curated record